CUAACCGCGAGUGUAUCAGUGUGUGAUAGUUAGAAAUAAGUGACCGUAGUGAAAUGUUUUACUGUUCUCACACUCAUUAUUUUCGCCCAACUCAUGUAAUUCAUCGGAUUAUUUCGAGUUGUGUGCGGCGUCGGCGCAGAUGUGGCGUACCAUCGACACAUCAUGGGGUUUUACGUUACGUGAGGAUAAUUCAACAUGCGUAUACCAGCAGCAUCCGGUUUGAUCUUCUUCCUGGAGAUUACGUGGGCCAUCACCCUGUUUGUGCAGAUUUGUGUCAGGAACGAUGAGUCUCUCUGUUCCUACUGCUGGUCGGGUGUCCUGGCGAUAACGAUGGGUUGGCGAAGAGCAUUGUUUUAUCUGCCGCUAUCCUGCAUUUUGGCAUGGAAACCGCACAGUCUUUGGUUGUCAUACGUUGCGGCCGGACUUUUGGCAGUGCUAUCCCUGCUGCAUAUUGCAGCCAGUGCUUUAGGAAGUCACGGUGCCUGCCAGAUAAGCAACGCCACGGAUUCGGUAGGCGAGAGCCUCCUAAAUACAAGGCCAGAGAAUUACGAUCGUUUCGAAGAAGUUUUGGUGACGGAAGUCCUGGAUGAUGGCGUGUCGGGACCAACGGGACGAACGGGAGACAGCGACGGGGAAAUAUGACACGAACGUCAGCCCUCGUGGGCUAGCGAAUCGGACGAGGACAGUGAACCCGAACAAAGGACAUGUCAGAUAGCAACGUUAUCUUAGUCCUUGAUACUGGAUAGAAGAAACGCUGGUUUCGGUGUUUUGCGAGCAGUGCUAGAAUUCGGGCUCCUUCCGUAUCGUACAAAGGGGUCUCUGCUUCUAAGCGGAAACGCAAUAAUGCUGGAACAACUCCACCGUUUGGAAAGCUUGCUGGAGGUCGCGAGGACGGUGAACUUUUCGAAAGAAGUUCGUGUCGGCGAGGCUCGCGUUUCAAAACGGAACAGUGGCGCGUCUCGUAAAAGAUUCAUUUAGAAUGAAAGGUAGAUCCCGGAAUCGCGUGAAAUUAACCCCUAUCGGACGAUAGUAUUUUAUUAUUCGGUGACUAUCACUUAAAAU
This is a messenger RNA of Colletes gigas, 1062 nucleotides long. RefSeq lists its product as uncharacterized. The transcript has 6 exons. The record is from RefSeq and is a predicted model, not a curated record. Bases 196 to 642 code for a protein of 148 amino acids. Lineage: Eukaryota; Metazoa; Arthropoda; Insecta; Hymenoptera; Colletidae.